GAGUCUGCUGACAUCAUCCAGCAACCUUGAACCAGAGUCAAGAGCACCGUCAUCAUCUUUCACUAUUGAAACAUUUGUUACUUCUGAUUACAAUCACACCGAGUAUUUUCAUAAUAAUACAAGCGAUCGUGUGGACUACAUCGUAAUACUCAUGAACUCGGUGAGCCUAAGAAUGCAACAGCUUCGCCCACCUGGCUUCAUAUCUAUCAUAGCUAUUGAAGGCUCGUUUAUAACGAACGAAUCUUAUGUAAGCCUCUACGAUUCUGACAAACUUAUUGGCAAUGAGACACUAAUACGGCUAUCUGAUCAUGCGUCGAACGAAAUAACCAUGGUUUUUUCAGACCUCGUUUACCUAUUCACAGGGCGGGACGUUGUUGAUCUGAUUCCUGGAGGCACAAGCUCGAAAGUAAUGGGUAUGGCUUAUACGCAGAAAGUCUGCUCUCUGUUGAAAGUUGCCGUUGGAGAAGACCAGCCUGGAAGCUUUUCUGGAGUGCACACAGCUGCUCACGAAAUAGGACAUCUAUUGGGCUCUUCGCACGAUGGCGAAAGUAUUUCAGCGCCUUGCUUGGCAAAAGACGGAUAUCUGAUGAGCCCGAAAGUUGGGGGACGGAAUUCUUAUACAUUUUCGAACUGUAGCAUUGCUGCCAUUGGUGCGUUUUUGGGGACCACAGACGCGUUUUGUUUACGGCGCAACAAUAACAAUCGCCUUGUUCGACUGCCUAGUUCCUUCGAAAAACUACCAGGAGCCGUCAUGAAUGGCAAGGAUUUCUGUAAGCAGUACUUUCCCAAGCACCCUGACGUCGAGUACGUGAAGUGGGAUUCUGACCUUUCAAAAUGCAAGUAUCGCUGUAAACUGGGGCUGAAGAGUAACGGAGAUCCAGAUUAUGCCAUAAGAUUUGCAUUGGAUGGAACUCCUUGCAACAGAUCGAGUCCCGAAAUGGUGUGCAAGAACACUGUCUGCAUAUGAGGAAGCAAAACUGUUUGUUCCACGGAAACGUAGUUCAUACAAGAACGCUUUUCAUUCAGG
Molecule: messenger RNA, 1027 nt
Organism: Dermacentor silvarum
Lineage: Eukaryota; Metazoa; Arthropoda; Arachnida; Ixodida; Ixodidae
Product: A disintegrin and metalloproteinase with thrombospondin motifs 16-like
Exons: 10
Coding region: 152-967 (271 amino acids)
Biological process (GO): proteolysis
Molecular function (GO): metalloendopeptidase activity
Source: RefSeq, a predicted model, not a curated record